AUGGCUUCGAAUGCAGGCCCUUCACGGGGAAAGGCUUCAUCAGGCGAUCCGCAGAGCCUGGCGAUGAAGCUCUACGAUCAGUGUCUCUCCAGCUUCCCGGCAGACCAUCUCUUCUACCAGCAGGACUUGCUCAGCCUCGGAGUCAUACCAAACGAUGACCUGGCUCUGCUCUUGAGAUGCACCCAGAUUCUGGUCGACCAGAGCAUGCUUCGUCUGCUACAAGCGAAAGAUGACCGUCUUGCAUGGAAGAUUAUUGCGCAGUCAGAUGCUGAAAAAUUGCAGAAUCUCAAUGGUGAGGAACGUCUCGUUUACAAUGUAAUCCAUUCGACCGGGCGGAACGGUAUCUGGACCAAAAUCAUCAAGACGCGGACAAACCUGCAUCAAACGAUUAUGAAUCGGUGCCUGAAAACUCUUGAAGCAAAGAACUACGUCAAGUCUGUGCGGAAUGUCAAGUACCCUUCAAGAAAGAUAUAUAUGCUAUCGGGUCUACAGCCAAGCGAGGAAAUAACUGGAGGUGCGUGGUUCACAGACGGUGUACUAGAUGCAGAUUUCAUCCGUGGGCUCAGUGGCUGGAUUGAACACUGGGUCAGCGCAAGGAGCUGGAACUCCCCGGGAGCUGAAGACCAGCCAAAAGGAAAGAAGCGAAAGGCGCAGGCCGACGACUCGGAAACACAGUACAUUCCAUAUCUUCCGUCAUACCAGGGUCAUCCAACCACGGCUGACAUCACAAAGGCUAUAAAUGGAUCUGGGCUCACACCCGUAACCAUGGACGAAGGAAGCAUUUCUCAACUCCUGCAGAUGCUCUGUUAUGAUGGAAGACUGGUCUCCCUUCGAGAUGGAGCAGCGUACCGAAGCGUCAAAAAGCCGAAUGAGAUCUCCCUACAGCGCGACCUGGGUCUUCAGGGCCCUGAUGGAGGCGCCAAAGAAAGCUCAACAUUGGGAUCGAAUGGCAUGACCGACGCCCCCUGCGGCCGGUGUCCAGUUUUCUCUCUCUGUCAUCCCGGAGGCCCAGUAAACGCGGAGAACUGCGAAUAUUUCGACGAAUGGUUGAAAAGCUCUACAUUAUCUUUUUAA
This is a messenger RNA of Nannizzia gypsea CBS 118893, 1074 nucleotides long. Its product is annotated as DNA-directed RNA polymerase III subunit RPC6. Gene Ontology annotation, cellular component: RNA polymerase III complex. Gene Ontology annotation, biological process: transcription by RNA polymerase III. The record is from RefSeq and is a predicted model, not a curated record. The coding region runs from base 1 to 1074 and encodes 357 amino acids. The transcript has 2 exons. NCBI's taxonomy places the organism in Eukaryota, Fungi, Ascomycota, Eurotiomycetes, Onygenales, Arthrodermataceae.